Messenger RNA from Malassezia globosa CBS 7966, 2091 nucleotides. RefSeq lists its product as uncharacterized. Bases 1 to 2091 code for a protein of 696 amino acids. The record is from RefSeq and is a predicted model, not a curated record. The transcript has a single exon. Gene Ontology annotation, molecular function: clathrin binding. Gene Ontology annotation, biological process: vesicle-mediated transport; intracellular protein transport. Gene Ontology annotation, cellular component: membrane coat. NCBI's taxonomy places the organism in Eukaryota, Fungi, Basidiomycota, Malasseziomycetes, Malasseziales, Malasseziaceae.
AUGACGGUCGGAAAAGACGUGUCAGCACUGUUUCCAGACGUGCUAAAGAAUAUGCAGACGGAGGAUCUCGAGCAAAAGAAGCUUGUGUACUUGUAUUUGAUGAACUAUGCCAAGACACAACCUGAGCUUGUGAUCCUGGCGGUCAAUACUUUUGUCAAGGAUGCCGAGGAUCCGAAUCCACUAGUGCGUGCGCUAGCGAUUCGUACGAUGGGCUGCCUCCGUGCUGAGAAAAUUAUCGACUACUUGCCCGUGCCGUUGAACCGCUGCCUGAAUGAUGAAAGCCCGUACGUCCGCAAGACGGCCGUGUUGUGUGUCGCCAAGCUCUUUGGUCUGAAGGCAGAACUGGCACUAGAGGGCGGCUUUGUCGAUCGUGUGAAAGAAAUGAUCUCUGACAACAAUCCCAUGGUCGUUGCCAAUGCCAUUGCUGCGCUGAACGAUAUCCACGAAGCUGCGCAGGACCUCAAGAUCCAAGGCGAGCCCGUCUUUGUUCUCGACUCGGAUGUCUUGAUGAAGCUUCUCGUCGCUUUGAAUGAGUGCACCGAAUGGGGCCGCAUCAUCAUUCUCAACACGCUCGCGACGUACCGCAGUGCUGAUGAGCGCGAGUCCGAGCACAUCUGUGAGCGUGUGAUGCCCCAGUUCCAGCAUGCCAAUGGAGCGGUGGUGCUUGGCGCCGUCAAGGUCGUGCUCGUGCAUAUGGAAUCAACACGCAAGCCAGAGUUUGUGCAGCAGCUCGUUCGCAAGAUGGCACCCCCGCUCGUGACGCUCGUGACCAGUGAGCCAGAGGUCCAGUGGGUCGCUCUGCGCAACAUCAACCUGAUCCUCCAAAAGUAUCCGGACAUCUUGUCGAAUGAGAUGCGUGUGUUCUUCUGCAAGUACAAUGAUCCACCAUACGUGAAGGCUGAAAAGGUCGACGUGAUGAUCAAGCUCGCGAAAGAAAGCAAUGUCGACAUGCUGCUCAGUGAGCUGAAAGAAUAUGCCACCGAGGUCGAUGUCGACUUUGUGCGGCGCGCGAUCCGUGCGAUUGGGCAAUGUGCCAUAUCUAUUGAAUCCGCGGCCGAGCGGUGUGUAUAUGUGCUGCUUGAGCUGAUCGGCUCGCGAGCGAGUUACGUUGUGCAGGAAGCCAUCGUUGUCGUGAAGGACAUCUUCCGCAAGUACCCUCAUCAGUACACACGGAUCAUUCCGCAGCUAUGUGCCAAUCUCGACGACAUGGACGAGCCUGAGGCCAAGGCUUCUCUCGUAUGGAUCCUUGGUGAAUAUGCUGAGCAGAUUGACAACUCCGACGAGCAACUCGCCUACUUUGUCGAGCAGUUUGUCGAUGAUGAGCCAGAGGUCCAGUUCCAGACACUCUCUGCAAUUGUGAAGCUGUUCCUCAAGAAGCCCGAGUCGCCUCUUGCGCAGCGCAUUGUGCAAGAUGUGCUUGAAAAGGCUACGUCCAAGUGUGACAAUGCUGAUUUGCGCGACAGGGCCUUUGUAUACUGGCGCUUACUCUCUAGCACGGACACCGACGCAGCUCGCGCUGUGGCCUUGGUGCCUGCCCCACUCAUCUCUGUUCCCCUCACGACCGUGCCGCGCUCCCUGCUGAACGAGCUCAUCCGUGAGCUCUCGCUUCUCUCGAGCGUGUACCACAAGCCAGCAUCCACCUUCAUUGGACGCGGCCGUGUAGGCAUGCAGUCGCUCCAAGCUCUGUACGUUGCGAGCAUACCCAGUUUCUUGACUAACCACCGAUGCAGCUCAAAUGACGAGGCAGCCCGCACACGUGCGAUUGUCACUGUGGCCCAGGGUGAGAAGAGCGAGACACUGUUGGACCUGGGCGAAGACACAUCGAGCUCUACAGCAGCACAGGCCGCCGCUCAGAGUCUUGGCAGCUUGGGCGAUUUGCUGGGCGACGAUGCGUUCUCGACGCCAGCUAUGACUAAUACUGCACAGAGUGUGCCUCAAAAAGGUGCGAUGGACGACUUGCUUGGCAUCUUUGACACGCCAAGUCAGAGCGCAGGCCUAUCACAGCCAACUGCUUCUGCUGCAGCCGCCGCCCCAUCGACAUCAUCAUCAACUUCAUCGGCGCAGCAAAACGAUCUACUUGGUCUUUUGUGA